CAAGAGUCCAAAGACGAACACCUUUGAUAUCACAAAAGAAACCAAAAGCUCUAAAACAAAACAGCCUUUCUCUUUGCUUGUAACUGAACCAUUGUCCCCGUAAGAACAGAAGUUCUAAGAAGUUUUUCGAGAAAAAAAUCUUCCAUCGAUCUCCAAGAUAUGUCUCUACCUGAAACUAAAUCUCAAACUCUUCUGGAUGCUUGGGAUUUCCAAGGCCGCCCCGCCGUUCGCUCUAAGACCGGUGGAUGGGCCAGCGCCGCCAUGAUUCUCUGUAUUGAGGCGGUGGAGAGGCUGACAACGUUAGGUAUCGGCGUUAAUCUGGUGACGUAUUUGACGGGAACUAUGCAUUUAGGCAAUGCAGCGGCCGCUAACACCGUCACCAACUUCCUCGGAACUUCGUUCAUGCUCUGUCUCCUCGGUGGCUUCAUAGCGGACACCUUUCUCGGAAGGUACCUAACGAUUGCUAUAUUCGCCGCAAUCCAAGCCACGGGUGUUUCGAUCUUAACCCUCUCAACUAUCAUACCGGGACUGAGACCACCAAGAUGCGAUCCAACAACAUCAUCUCAUUGUGUACAAGCGAGUGGAAUACAACUGACAGUCCUAUACUUAGCCUUAUACCUUACGGCCUUAGGAACCGGAGGAGUGAAAGCAAGCGUCUCCGGUUUUGGUUCAGACCAAUUCGAUGAGACCGAGCCGAAAGAACGGUCACAAAUGACAUAUUUCUUCAACCGCUUCUUUUUUUGUAUCAACGUUGGCUCUCUUUUGGCCGUAACGGUCCUUGUCUACAUACAAGAUGAUGUUGGACGUAAAUGGGGCUAUGGAAUUUGCGCGUUGGCAAUCGUGCUUGCACUAAGCAUUUUCUUGGCUGGCACUAAUCGCUACCGUUUCAAGAAGUUGAUCGGUAGCCCAAUGACGCAAGUUGCGACGGUUCUUGUGGCGGCGUGGAGGAAUAGGCGGCUUGAGUUGCCAUCGGACCCGUCGUUUCUAUAUGACUUGGACGAUGUUAUCGCGGCUGAAGGUUCGAUGAAGAGUAAACAAAAGUUGCCGCAUACCAAUCAAUUCCGUUCUUUAGACAAGGCAGCAAUAAAGGACCAGGAAAUGGCAAUGAACCAAAACGUAUACAACAAAUGGACUCUUUCAACACUAACCGAUGUCGAGGAAGUGAAACAAAUUGUACGGAUGUUACCAAUUUGGGCAACAUGCAUCCUCUUUUGGACCGUCCAUGCUCAAUUAACGACACUAUCGGUCGCACAAUCCGAAACGAUGGACCGGCACAUUGGGAGCUUUGAGAUCCCUCCAGCUGCAAUGGCCGUAUUCUAUAUUGGUGGCCUCCUCCUAACCACCGCAGUCUACGAUCGUCUCGCGAUUCCCCUAUGCAAAAAGCUACUCAACUACCCCCACGGUCUGAGACCGCUUCAACGCAUUGGUUUGGGUCUCUUACUCGCAGCUAUGGGUAUGGCCGUAGCUGCUCUGGUAGAGAUCAAACGUCUUAGAACGGCACAUGGCCACGGUCCAACAGUCAAAACGCUUCCUCUAGGAUUUUCUCUACUCAUCCCACAGUACCUUAUUGUCGGUAUCGGUGAGGCGUUGAUCUACACAGGACAGCUAGAUUUUUUCUUGAGAGAGUGUCCUAAAGGUAUGAAAACAAUGAGUACGGGUUUAUUAUUGAGCACACUGGCUUUAGGGUUUUUCUUCAGCUCGGUUCUUGUAACCAUCGUUGAGAAAGUCACCGAUAAAGCUCAUCCGUGGAUCGCUGAUGAUCUCAACAAAGGCCGUCUAUACAAUUUCUAUUGGCUUGUGGCCGUAAUUGUUGCCUUGAACUUCCUUGUUUUCCUCGUUUUCUCCAAGUGGUACGUCUACAAGGAGAAGCGACUUGCUGACCUUGGGAUUGAGUUGGAAGAUGAGCCAGACAUUCCAAUGGGUCAUUGAUCUAAUGAAGAUGAAUAAUGUGUCUAUGUUGAUAUGUUUGAAUUUGAUUAUGAAUUUUGUGUUAUAUUUUAUUUUAUGAUGUUUUUUUUUUCACAGUUACCUUUUGUUUCUAAGUACAAAUAAUGGACCGACCGAUAAGGGACAAAAGUUAAGGUUUUCCGAUUUGGUUCUGUAUAAAAGCAGAAAGUGUAAAAUUUAUAAGAUUUAACGCAGUUAACGUCUUUUUGUUUGAA
Messenger RNA from Raphanus sativus (radish), 2162 nucleotides. Its product is annotated as protein NRT1/ PTR FAMILY 6.3. Gene Ontology annotation, biological process: response to nitrate; oligopeptide transport; transmembrane transport. Bases 160 to 1929 code for a protein of 589 amino acids. Gene Ontology annotation, molecular function: nitrate transmembrane transporter activity. The transcript has 5 exons. The record is from RefSeq and is a predicted model, not a curated record. Lineage: Eukaryota; Viridiplantae; Streptophyta; Magnoliopsida; Brassicales; Brassicaceae. Gene Ontology annotation, cellular component: membrane.